AUGUCCCAGACGUCGACGAUAGUGACGGCAUCGGUCGCUGCCGCCGUCACCGGCCUGGUCGCCUACGCCGCCUACUUCGACUACCAGCGCCGCAACAAGGCCGAGUUCCGGAGAGAGUUGCGCCGGAACGAGCGCAGACAGCACAAGGCCGAGAAGGAAGAGGCCCAACAGGAGACCGUUCGUCAGCGUCAAGCGAUCAAGCAGGCGGUCAAUGACGCCAAGGACGAGGGUUUCCCUACGGAUGUCGAGCAGAAGGAGGCCUACUUCCUUCAGCAGGUCUCCGAGGGAGAGACUCUCUCUGCAGACCGUCAGUCCAACCCCCAUACGGACAUUUCCAACAAAGGCAAUAUGGUGUCAUUUGCUGACAGUAGUGAUGAUACAGCCACGCGCGCUGUUGAAGCUGCGCUUGCGUUCUACAAGGGCCUGAAGGUCUACCCUACGCCCGGUGACCUGAUCAGUAUCUACGACAAGACUGUUCCCAAGCCUGUUCUCGAUGUCCUCGCCGAGAUGAUCGCCUACGACGACUCCCUCGUCAUCGGCCAGUACCAGGGCGGCAUCAACGCCGACCUCGGCAACAUGCCCACCGUUGGCCUGGACUAA
Messenger RNA from Colletotrichum spaethianum, 600 nucleotides. Its product is annotated as mitochondrial import receptor subunit tom20. Gene Ontology annotation, biological process: protein import into mitochondrial matrix; tRNA import into mitochondrion; protein targeting. Gene Ontology annotation, molecular function: transmembrane protein transporter activity. Lineage: Eukaryota; Fungi; Ascomycota; Sordariomycetes; Glomerellales; Glomerellaceae. Gene Ontology annotation, cellular component: mitochondrial outer membrane translocase complex; mitochondrial outer membrane. The record is from RefSeq and is a predicted model, not a curated record. The transcript has 3 exons. The coding region runs from base 1 to 600 and encodes 199 amino acids.